Messenger RNA from Letharia lupina, 1830 nucleotides. RefSeq lists its product as uncharacterized. The record is from RefSeq and is a predicted model, not a curated record. The coding region runs from base 1 to 1830 and encodes 609 amino acids. The transcript has 11 exons. Gene Ontology annotation, molecular function: ATP binding; ATP-dependent protein folding chaperone. NCBI's taxonomy places the organism in Eukaryota, Fungi, Ascomycota, Lecanoromycetes, Lecanorales, Parmeliaceae.
AUGCCUAAGACGCCUCCAAAGCCGAAAAAGUCCCAAGAACAGAAGAAGCCUACCACUGCCACAAAGAGCACCGAGUCUCCAACGCCAAAGCCUAAGCGUAAGAGACAAGAGACAAAGAAAGCGACCAAGGAACCUGAUCGCAAGAUCCUAGUUGCCGUGGAUUUUGGAACCACUUUCUCUGGUAUCGCGUGGGCUCAGACUCGCCAGCCGGAGGUUCCAUCGAUAAUCAUUCAGUGGCCGGAUGCCACUUCCGACAGCCUAGAAGGUGUCAGUAGCGACAAGGUUCCAACGGAGAUCACGUAUGAUGGCGAAAAUUAUAGGUGGGGCUUCCAGAUCAAAGAUCCGGAGCAAAGACAUCAGUGGUUUAAAUUGGCCCUGGACUCUUCUCAAGCCCGUGAUAUGGAUCUCGCCUCUCAAUACACUGAUCCCCGGGCUUGUCCGCCACCUUACGACGCCGAAAAGCUCGCGACAGAUUUCAUGACCGCUCUUCGCCAGCAUACCGUACGAGUCCUCCGUCACAAUGUCCCGGAAAGUGCAUUGCUCUCCACUCCGAUCGAAUACAUCAUCACCGUCCCCGCCAUGUGGUCUGACAUGGCCCAAGCUAAAACUAGAGCUUGUGCAGAGGCCGCUGGCAUGGGUGCAGGAGCUGCUCUUCACAUAGUCUCCGAACCUGAGGCUGCAGCAUUUUUCGCGUUGCCCGCUCUGGACCCACACGGUAUCAAGAUCGGGGACACUUUCAUGAUUUGCGAUGCCGGUGGAGGAACCGUUGAUCUGAUUACUUACAAAGUCUCCGGCUUAAAACCAAUCCUGAAGCUCGCUGAGGCGAGUCCUGGAUCCGGCUCAGCGUGCGGUGCUACGAUUCUCAACCGCAGAUUCCGAGAGUAUCUUGAGGGGAAGCUUGCAAACGAGGAUGGAUACGACGACGAGGUGUUGGAUGAGGCAAUGAAACGAUUUGAGGGCAUCGUCAAAAGACAGUUCCGUGGAACAUUCGGCGAAGAAUUCCAGAUACCGGGUCUCGCAGAUAACAAGAAGCUGGGCAUCCGUAAAAACAAGAUGACUCUCUCAGGUAUUGACGUUAGGGCCAUCUUUGAACCCGUGGUGAAGGAAGUGCUCGCAUUGGUAACCGGCCAAAUUAAGGCCGCUAGGAGAUCUGUCAAAGCUAUCGUUUUAGUUGGUGGUUUCGGACAGAAUUCGUUUCUGCGAGAUGCCAUUCGCGAAGAAGUCAAGUCCAGCAACGUGGAAGUCUUGCAAUCUCCCUGCAGUUGGACUGCCGUCGUUCGAGGGGCUCUGAUGAUGGGGCUGGCAUCAACCUCCCCUGCUUUUGCAACGGUUGCAAUCAGUGGGCGGUCUGCCCGAAAAUACUAUGGUACCAACUGCGGCCUGCAGUAUCUCGACCUGGAACACGGCAAUGCAAGGAAAAUUUGGGAUGCAUGUUCGGGUUUCUACCGGACCUACAUGAUGGACUGGUUCAUCGAAAAGGGCAGUCUCGUCAAAGAAGACAGACCCGUACGACUGAGCUAUCAGCGAAAGAAAUUAGUGUCCCGUGGAUCCCUCACAACGAUUUCGACAACCAUCUACUGUUCCAGCGAUCCACAGAACUCGGGCGCGCCCAAGUACGUCGAGGACGAAAGCGUGACCCCGCUCGUCAAAGUCGAAGCGGACCUGAGCCGCCUCCCCGCCCACCAGAUCCCCCGGAAAAGGGGCGCCGACGGCAAGAUGUACUACCACGUCGACUACGCCAUCCAGGUCACGUACAUGUCGGCUUACACCUCCUACGAGCUCAUCUGCGGCGGCGUGAACUACGGGCGCGUCACUUCCGAGUAUGUCUGA